Messenger RNA from Lonchura striata (white-rumped munia), 2204 nucleotides. The record is from RefSeq and is a predicted model, not a curated record. Lineage: Eukaryota; Metazoa; Chordata; Aves; Passeriformes; Estrildidae.
CGGACGCCCGAGUCAGCAAAAAGGAGAAGAAGAAGAUGAAGAAGCAGGCGGAGUUUGAGCGGCAGGUGGCGUCGCUGCGCGCGGCCGCCGCCUCGGGGGACGGCGACUUCGCCGUGUCGCAGGCCGAGCUGUCCUCGCGGCAGGCCAUGCUGGAGAACGCCUCCGACAUCAAGCUCUACGGCCUCGUGGGGCCCAACGGGAAGGGGAAGACGACGCUGCUGAAGCACAUCGCCAACCGCGCCCUCAACAUCCCGCCCAACAUCGACGUGCUGCUCUGCGAGCAAGAGGUACACGCAGACGACACGCCGGCCGUCCACGCGGUGCUCCGGGCAGACACGCAGCGCCUGCGGCUGCUGGAGGAGGAGCGGCACCUGCAGCGGCUGCUGGACAGCGGCGACGACAGCGCCGCCCAGAGGCUGGAGAAGGUGUACGAGGAGCUGCGCGCCAUCGGCGCCGCCGCCGCCGAGGCCAAAGCGCGGCGGAUCCUGGCCGGGCUCGGCUUCACCCCCGAGAUGCAGAACCGGCCCACCAGGAAGUUCUCGGGGGGCUGGAGGAUGCGCGUGUCCCUGGCCAGGGCGCUGUUCCUGGAGCCGACGCUGCUGCUGCUGGACGAGCCCACGAACCACCUGGACCUGAACGCCGUCAUCUGGCUCAACAACUACCUGCAGGGCUGGAAGAAGACGCUGCUGGUGGUGUCCCACGACCAGGGGUUCCUGGACGACGUCUGCACCGACAUCAUCCACCUGGACUCGCAGCGCCUGCACUACUACAGAGGGAACUACAUGACCUUCAAGAAGAUGUACCAGCAGAAGCAGAAGGAGCUGAUGAAGCAGUUCGAGAAGCAGGAGAAGAAACUGCGGGACCUCAAAGCCGGCGGCAAAUCCACCAAGCAGGCGGAGAAGCAGACGAAGGAGGCGCUGACCCGCAAGCAGCAGAAGUGCCGGCGCCGCGCUCCGGCCGAGGCGGCGGCCGAGGCUCCGGAGCUGCUGCGCCGGCCCCGGGAAUAUUCCGUGCGCUUCACCUUCCCCGACCCGCCGCCGCUCAGCCCGCCCGUGCUCGGCCUGCACGGCGUGGAUUUCGGCUACGAGGGCCAGGAGCUGCUGUUCCGCAACCUGGACUUCGGCAUCGACAUGGAAUCCCGAGUUUGCAUCGUGGGCCCCAACGGGGUCGGGAAGAGCACCCUGCUGCAGCUGCUCACCGGGGCGCUGACGCCGCUCCGGGGGCAGAUGAGGAGAAACCAUCGGCUGAAGGUGGGGUUCUUUAACCAGCAGGCGGCCGAGCAGCUGCGCCUGGAGGAGACGGCGGCCGAGUUCCUGCAGCGCAGCUUCAACCUGGCGCACCAGGAGGCGCGGCGCUGCCUCGGCCGCUUCGGCCUCGAGGGCCACGCCCACACGCUGCAGAUGGCCAAGCUCUCGGGCGGCCAGAAGGCGCGCGUGGUGUUUGCCGAGCUGGCGUGCCGCCAGCCCGACGUGCUCAUCCUGGACGAGCCCACCAACAACCUGGACAUCGAGUCCAUCGACGCCUUGGCCGACGCCAUCAACGACUACAAAGGAGCGGUGAUCGUGGUGAGCCACGACGCGCGGCUGAUCACCGAGACCGGCUGCCAGCUGUGGGUGGUGGAGGAGCAGGGCCUGAGCCAGAUCGACGGCGACUUCCACGACUACAAACGCGAGGUGCUGGAGGCCCUGGGCGAGGUGGUGGCGGCGCGGCCGCGCGACUGACCCGCCCAGGGACCCGAGUGACCACCAGAGUGACCCGAGUGACCACCGGAGUGACCACAGAGACCCACGGAGUGACCAGAGUGACCACAGAGACCCACGGAGUGACCACGGUGACCAUCAGUGACCACAGCGACCAUCAGAGUGGCUGCGGUCACUGCGGUGACCAUGGUGGACACAGCGACCACCAGAGUGACCUCAGUGACCACUGCGGUGGCCACACUGGCUGCAGUGACCAUCGCAGUGGCUGCACUGACCACAGUGACCAUCAGAGUGACCACGGUGACCACUGCGGUGGCCACACUGGCUGCAGUGACCAUCGCAGUGACCGUCGCAGUGACCAUCGCAGUGGUUGUGGUCACCACGGUGACCAGAGUGACCAUCGCAGUGGUUGUGGUCACCACGGUGACCAGAGUGACCAUUGGAGUGGCUGCGGUCACUCUGGUGACCACGGGACAAGGGAAGGAAUAAACGGUGGUGGAGCAA